Peniophora sp. CBMAI 1063 is the source of this 2808-nucleotide messenger RNA. NCBI's taxonomy places the organism in Eukaryota, Fungi, Basidiomycota, Agaricomycetes, Russulales, Peniophoraceae. The record is from the annotation of a GenBank genome assembly.
AUGGCGACGACUCUGUCGGCCAGCCCCACUAACGUGCCCGCUGCGUACGCUCUUCCUGGCGCGCCGCCUCUGCCGCAGCCCAAGGCGGUUUCGGGUGCAGACUCUGGAGUGGACCUCACGCUGGCUACGGAGAUUCUGCCAGCGCCCCCAUCUGUGUCGAGCGUCGAGAACCCUGUGGCCGUGAAAAGAGAUCCCAGAAAGCCUGCGCCUAUUAUUUCGUAUUUGCCUUCACAUGAUCCCGGUACGACGUACUCGAGUCCGUUUGGGGUGACGCCUGCGCCGGCCUCCAGCCUCGCGGGCGGUCUCGCAGAGCCCGAUGGCCGCAGACACAAGCGCGCCCGUGUCGUGAAAGAGGGAGGCUUGGUCUCGCGCGGCUCGCUCCGAGGCCCGCUCAACCGCACACCAUCAACUCUCGAGUCCGCCGCCAUCAUGGACGACGUCGUCAUGGCAGACACCACGCUCGACACCAUCCCCGACAUCACCCUCGACUCAGACGCCCUCAUGGUCCCAGAGGCCGACACCAUGCCCGCCUCGCGUGCAACGACCGUCCCCCCUCCCGACGUGGCGCCACCCCCUGCGCCCGCACCCGCUCCCCCGCCGGCGAAGGGUCCAGGGCGCGGGUGGAGAAAGGGACUGGGGAAGGGGAAGGAGCGGGAGCGGGAGGACGCGGGGGAUAUCAGGGUGAAGGAGGAGACGGGCGCCGGCGUUCUUCCGCCGGCAGAUGGACCCUCGACAUCGCAGUCCCAGCGCAACCAGGACCACUGCUCGGCGUGCAGAUCGUUCGGCUCCCUCGUUUACUGCGACGGAUGCACGCGCGCCUACCAUUUGUGGUGCCUCGACCCACCGAUGGAAGCCACGGACCUCCCCGAAGGCGAGAACAGGUGGUUCUGCCCAACGUGCAACCUAGCCAAGAACCCGCGCCCCAAACCUCCCCCGUCGUUCCUCAGCCCGCUCAUACAGCAGCUACAGGCAAUGCCACCCGCCGAAUUCCAACUCCCGGACGACGUCCGCACGUAUUUCAAGAAUGUCGGCUCGAACCCGAGGGGCGGCUACGUUGAUACGUCAACAUUGAAGCCUCCUCGCUUAAACCGCCUCGGACAGCUCGAAGACCGCGAUCCCUACCGCACAAAAGACAGAACCGGCGCGGCAGUCCUCUGUUUCCGAUGCGGCACCUCGGCAUUCCACGGUCCCUCGCCUCCACCCGCCCUAGCGGGGCCGAGCGCUCCCAAGCGCCCUCGACGCAGCGCAGCCGGUCAUUCGUCGCAUUCGCAUUCUCCGUCGCUCCCGGGUGAGGGGGAGUGGCGGAGCAUCGUGACGUGCGACUAUUGCUCGUCGCAUUGGCAUUUGGAUUGCCUUGAUCCGCCUAUGGCGCUCAUGCCGCCGCUCGACAAGAAGUGGAUGUGCCCGAACCAUAUCGAGCGCACCAUCAAGAUCAAGCCGCGGAUACCGAAGCACAAUGCUGCGCCCGUUGAGAUCACCCGACCCGGCCAGAUCAAUAACGGUAACAUCGAGAUUCUGGAGGACGACUCGACAAUCGCGGACCGCGUACAUACGGACGAGGUGUGGAUCAACGGCAAACGAUAUCGUAUACCCGAACGCAUCAUCAAGCUCGACUUCUGGAACAAGCUUAACAACGUCCAGCCGGCGGCACCUGUAUCGCCGGUGCUGAGUGAGGCGUCUUCGUUGACGUCGCUCAGCGAGCUUGAGGAUGAUGGCGAUGUCGAGAUGCCGCCGUCGACUUACGCGUCGGUUUCGGCUUCUAUGCCGCCGUCUACGGCUCCUAGCACGACGUUCUCGCGGGAUGAGCUGGCGACGUGGAAUGCAGACGAUCUUCGCGGUGCCUUGCUACUGCUCGACUUUCAACAAGAACAGCGCGCCCAGCACCCUACACCAACCCAACAAGCGCCCAGCCGCUCAAUCCGCAUCAAAGUCGAGCCUCAGCCAUUCACGUUCACACCCGCCAGCACCCCUCCCACCACCCAGCAUCCACAAACUUCGACAUCCUCCAAAGCGCCCAAGAAAAAGGCGGAGAAGAAGACCGCAAAGUCAAAGGCGGCACCUGUUGGACAGUCCAUAUCGUCUUCCGUGGCACCUGUAGGACAGUCUAUAUCCGCCGCGUUGCUCACACCAACUCCUCCGCCCGCGACGAAUUCGGCUCCUCCACCUGAAGCGAGCAGGAGGCAGCCUGGGAGGGCUUCGAAGAGCCAGGUCACCUACACCAUUCCUCCGCUCGAAGAAGACGACAACUCAGGAUCUGCGCAUUCCAAGCCCAAACGCGCAAGCACCCGUCCCCGCCAAGCCGCCCGCUCACGCAUGUCACCCCGACCCCUCACAUCCGGCGCCCCUACCACCCCCACACCCGCCACCCCCACGUCGAACGGGACCAACGGGGCCGCACUGCACCAUCCAUCCACGCUCAUUCACCACCCUUUUCCUGUUCUCUUCGUAUUCCAUACUCCCAAUAUGCCUCGCCGUCCACCACCCAGCCAUUUACUGCUCAAGGAGGGCCCGCUACCUCCUCGUGGCGCCCCAAAGUUCUCGCUACCCUCAAUGCCGCCGAUGGCAUUCUGCGCCCCGGCACUCGCUCCCAAGGCGCCUGCACCGGCGCCUACCGUUGCCGUCGUGACCAGUCUGCCGAAUACGACUAGCUCGCCUGGUGCGAGCCCGUUAAGUUCAGCCAGUUCAGUGUCGUCAAAGAAGGGGGAGGGGCUUCGGGCGCCGUGGAAUCACAGCGAGAGCAUCGCCCGGGAUAUCGUCGUCGGCGAGUUGCCAAAGCCAGCGCGGUGCGCGACGAUGGCCGCGAUCUAG